Thelazia callipaeda (thelaziosis nematode) is the source of this 1380-nucleotide messenger RNA. The record is from the annotation of a GenBank genome assembly. NCBI's taxonomy places the organism in Eukaryota, Metazoa, Nematoda, Chromadorea, Rhabditida, Thelaziidae.
AUGGAUUUUUCUGAUACUAAUGAUUCAAACAAAAUUCGACUUAAGCGACAAGUUUCACUUUUCAAUGGCUGCGCAAUUAUUAUUGGUGUUAUUGUUGGUUCCGGUAUAUUUGUUAGUCCAAAAGGUGUGUUAAUGCACUCAGGAAGUAUUGGCUUAUCACUGAUAAUAUGGAUUCUGUCAGGAGUUUUUGCCACUGUGGGUUCUUUUCUUUACGCUGAACUUGGUACAACAAUUCCUAAAAGUGGUGGAGAUUAUGCAUAUAUCAACGAGGCAUUUGGAUCUCUUCCAGCAUUUUUAUACCUCUGGGCAGCGCUAAUAAUCAUCAUUCCUACAUCGAACGCAAUUAUGGCAUUAACAUUCGCCAAAUAUACACUUCAGCCGUUCUUCGGCACUUGUGAUGCGCCUGAUUCUGCUGUAAGAUUAUUAGCAGCUUGCAUGAUUUGUCUUAUAACUUUCAUCAAUUGCUUCAGUGUGAAAUUGGCGAUGAAAUUACAGAAUAUUUUUUCUGUCGCCAAAAUAAUUGCUCUGUGCAUCAUUAUCGGAGCUGGCAUUUUUUGGAUGUUUUCAGGUAAUAUUGAGCAUUUAGAACCAUCGCAGUUAUUCGAGGGAUCAGAAUUCAAUCCAAGUCGUAUCGCUUUGGCUUUCUAUUCUGGUGUAUUUUCAUACAGUGGAUGGAAUUCGCUAAAUUUUGUAACAGAAGAAUUGAUAAAUCCUUACAAAAACUUGCCCCGAGCUAUUUUGAUCUCAAUGUUUAUGAUAACAACUAUAUAUGUAUUGGUGAAUAUGGCGUACUUUACUGCUUUAUCUGUGCCUGAAUUCUUAGAUUCCCCGGCAGUUGCAGUUACUUUUGCGGAAAUAGUCAUGAAACGAUUUGCAAUGGCAAUGCCUGUGUUUGUUGCAGUUUCAUGUAUUGGUGGUCUGAACAGCGUAAUAUUUUCUACAAGUCGAAUGUUUUUUGUUGGUGCCAGAGAUGGCCGAUUACCAGAACUAAUUUCUAUGAUUUCUGUCAAGUAUUUGACACCUUUACCUUCAUUACUUAUUCUCGGCAUAUUGUCGCUAGUGAUGCUGAUUACUUCAGAUGUUUAUGCUUUAAUCAGUUACUUAACUUUCACUGAAACACUUGUUAUAGCGUUUGCCGUGGCAGGUCUAAUAAAAUUGCGAUUUACCGAUCCUACUCUUCAUCGGCCUAUCAAAUAUAAUAUACUAUUCCCAGUGGUAUUUUUGGUAAUAUGCUUGGCCUUACUACUUCUUCCAUUAUUUAUUGAAGCUAUGGAAAUAAUAAUUGGAAUGUUGAUCGUUCUCAGUGGAGUUCCAUUUUAUUUUCUCUUCGUGUUCUGGACCAAUAAACCAGCUUGCAUGUACAGACCUUGGAGUAAGUAA